AUGAGAGUCAACGCUAACCAGUCUUUGUCAUACUCACAGCGUCGCCUCACUAGUGUCAUAGUGCGCUCAGCGCCCUCACUGUCGAUUGCACAGACGGUCAAGUUACCGCCAGACUUCACCACCCCUGUGUCCACGUUGGCAUGGGCACCCUCAUCUUCCCGCAUCCUUGUUGCAAACGCCGACCAGAUUCAUGUCUUCUCGAUAGUUGACUCGUCAUUUCGUGCCGCGAUCAGGAACCCUGCAACAGGCGGAGGAAAGCAGACCCUUGUACAGUUUGGUGCAUAUGAUGACGAGGUCUAUGCCUGUGCUGCAUUCGGCCUCAAACUUUCUAUUUUCGACCUGUGUGCUUCCAAAGCCAUUGAGAUUAACAACCCCAAGUUUUAUCUCCCCACGUCUGCACCAAGAGGGUAUUCCUUGCGACCCCAGAGUUCCCACCUGGCCAUCUUGACACGCACAAGUGGCCGUGAUGCUGUGAGUAUCCACGAGCCCAGGACGAGACGGGUACUACGAUCUUGGUUCCCAGAAACAGUAGAUGCUCACGGCUUGGCGUGGACCCCUGAUGGAAAGUGGCUCCUUCUGUGGGAAGCCUCGGCGCAUGGCCACAAGCUCCUGCUGUACACACCUGACGGGCAAUUCUUCCGCUCCGUUGGCGCAUCUACCAUUGCUCAAGGCCAGGACGCCGAUCUUGAGGCUGGAAUUAAGUGCUGCAGUCUCAGCCAUGAUGCAUCAUUCUGUGCUAUUGGCGAUGGCAGCAGGACAGUGAGCGCUCUUCACACAAGAACGUGGAGAGAUGGGUUGAAAUUUACGCAUCCCACCACAGUUGUCCCGAAGGAUACACUCCAGGUCUGGCAAGAACAGCUUAACAGCUCAUCUCAAGGAGGUACCUCUUACACAUUUCUCCGUGCAAAUCAGAUGGUCUCGCCCCCUAGUCGAUUGGUAGAUGGCAAGCCUCCACCCGAGGUAAAGACAGGAUGUUCCUCAUUGGCCUUUGACGCAUCUUCGACUCUGCUGGUGACCAGGCUCGACGACGCACCCACUACCUUGUGGAUAUGGGAUGUCACCGCAGCUGAACUCCGCGCGGUGCUAAUGUUCCACUCGGUUGUUGAGUAUCAAUGGCAUCCAACAGCUCGCGAGCUUCUAUUAGUGACGUGCCAGGACGACAAGUACCGGGGCGUAUGUUUCAUCUGGGAUCCAUUAUCUGAAGGGCCCAAGCCAGUCUCUUUGGGCUCUCACCUUCCGAAUGGCAAACUUACUGGUAAACCACAAGCCGCCUGGAUAAAUGGCGAGCCUGAGUUUCCGGUUCUUCUACUUUCGGACGCACAAAAUGGCGUCUUGAUAUCGUGUGCAGAUGCGGCGCAAUGCCCGACGCCCUGGCACGAGGGGGCUGCCGGCGAUAGAACGUUGGGGUCGGUGCAUGACAUCGGAGACACAGUUGAUGUAUCUGCUCUGAUGCCUGAUGACACAUCGACAUUGGAUGAUACCUUCUCUUUCAAGCACAAUUGA
Fusarium poae is the source of this 1503-nucleotide messenger RNA. RefSeq lists its product as uncharacterized. Gene Ontology annotation, cellular component: microtubule organizing center; mitotic spindle; MWP complex. Gene Ontology annotation, molecular function: protein binding. The record is from RefSeq and is a predicted model, not a curated record. Gene Ontology annotation, biological process: protein localization to mitotic spindle pole body; microtubule anchoring at mitotic spindle pole body; mitotic sister chromatid segregation. NCBI's taxonomy places the organism in Eukaryota, Fungi, Ascomycota, Sordariomycetes, Hypocreales, Nectriaceae. Bases 1 to 1503 code for a protein of 500 amino acids. The transcript has 3 exons.